Molecule: messenger RNA, 627 nt
Organism: Ficedula albicollis (Collared flycatcher)
Lineage: Eukaryota; Metazoa; Chordata; Aves; Passeriformes; Muscicapidae
Gene: VAX2
Product: ventral anterior homeobox 2
Exons: 5
Biological process (GO): neuron differentiation; brain development; central nervous system development
Molecular function (GO): DNA binding
Source: RefSeq, a predicted model, not a curated record
AGCGGAGGAACCGGCGGCGGCUUCAAGGACAUCCCGGGAACGUCGGCGGUCAGCCCCGGCUCCUCCAAGCAGUGCGCCCCGGACACCGAGAGCCCGUCGGGGACCGGCGAGGCGGAUUAUUGCCGCCGCAUCCUGGUGCGAGAUGCCAAAGGGACGAUCCGGGAGAUCGUGCUGCCCAAGGGGCUGGACCUGGACCGGCCCAAGCGGACGCGGACGUCCUUCACGGCGGAGCAGCUCUACCGCCUGGAGCUGGAAUUCCAGCGCUGCCAGUACGUGGUGGGCCGGGAAAGGACGGAGUUAGCGCGGCAACUCAACCUCUCCGAGACGCAGGUUGGGGACAUCGCGGUGGCCGUGUCCCUGAGCUCUCGGAGGUGGCGACGGGACGUGUGCGGCGUUCCUGGCGAUGGUUUUCCUGGGAAUGCUUGGGAUGCGGCUCCCUUUCCCGAGGGUCUCUCCGUGGGCUUGGCCGUGCCCCCCAAUGCCCGCGAAGCUGCUCCUGACUUUUCCCUGAUGGGAACGCUGAAGGGAAAGGGGCCACCAGGGCUGGGAUUUGUUGUGCCUGUGGAUGUUUGGGAAGAGGAGGAGGGGGGAGGAAGGAUGAUUCAUCCCGGCGAGGAGGGAAUGUGA